Corythoichthys intestinalis (scribbled pipefish) is the source of this 4276-nucleotide messenger RNA. RefSeq names its product transmembrane protein 47-like. Gene Ontology annotation, cellular component: cell-cell junction. Bases 69 to 695 code for a protein of 208 amino acids. Lineage: Eukaryota; Metazoa; Chordata; Actinopteri; Syngnathiformes; Syngnathidae. The transcript is spliced from 3 exons. Gene Ontology annotation, biological process: cell-cell adhesion. The record is from RefSeq and is a predicted model, not a curated record.
CGAAGUUUCCGAGCGGGAACAACACGAAUGCAGUGAGCCAGUGUCAGUGCGUUAGUUAGUUAGUGCUUAUGGUGGUAGACGGCGAACACGUCCGCUCCUCCUCCAGGGGUUCUUUCCACAACGACGGCCCCACUGCGGCGUACGACAAGAGGACGAUGUCGGUGAACGACGUGUACGUGCUGCGACCCUUCAAGCUCAUCGCGUUGCUGUGCGUCUUCCUGGCGCUCUGCUUGGACUUGGUGGCUCUGCUCAGCCCGGCCUGGGUCACGGCCGACCACUUUUCGCUGUCCCUGUGGGAAUCUUGCUCCCAGUCCGAAGCGAGGCAGCCGGAUGAGGAGGCUUCGUGGAGCUGCUUUUCUACGCUCAAUUCUGACUGGCAGAUCGCCACGCUUGUGCUGCUAAUGGGCGGCGCCGUGGCAACCCUGGUGGCCUUUUUGGCGGGGCUCAUUUCCCUGUGUCACGGCACCCAGAGGAAACACUACCGAACGGUGGCUGUGUUUCUCUUUACAGCAGUUGUGCUGCAGGCCUGUGCGCUGGUCUUGUACCCGAUCAAGUUCAUCGACGGGACGGUUCUGCAGACGUAUCACGAAUUCAACUGGGGCUACGGCCUCGGCUGGGGUGCCACCAUCUUCAUGUUGGGUGGUGGAAUUCUCUUCUGCCUGCGGACGGAUAUAUACGAAGAUUCCAUGUAUUGACACCACACGCACACCUCAACAUAGCUGGUGUGUAGUACAUAGCCCACUUGUUUAUUUUUAGUCAGGUUGUGAAGGACUAAAGUAGGACAGGUUUUGUUUCAAUAGAACCCACUCCGUGUACUUUAACCAUCCACCAACUUUGCCCCUCAGCCUGGCCAGUAUCGAGGUGAGGUGGCAACAUUUCAGGACGGCCGCUGGUUGCUGAACAUUUGCACUGCAUGGUGAACUGGGUGUGUGUUGUUUGACAAAUUGGACAGUCGAGUCUAAACAUUUAUAAGCACCAGUGCAUCUCCAUGUUUCGGCCUUUUAUUUUGGCCUAGUUUUUUUUUUUUUUUUUUAGAAUUUGACAAGGAGGAGCUUUUUUUCAUCAGAGUUGUCCUAUAGUGACUUUUUAAACAAUAUCCUGAUAUUGUUCAACUCCAAAAAUCCAAUACAGAUAUCAAACCGAUACCGAUAAAUAUAUGCGGUCAUGGACUGAACAUAUUAUGGAUAAAUGUAUUGUGAAGCUUUAACAAUGAUAAAUAUAACAACUUCAAGGUUUUCCAAAUAAGCCUUCUGUAAAAAUAAGGAGAAGCUGUGCUAAGCUGUGACCAGCCUUUGUACAACAGCGGAAGGCUUCUACAUUGACUUUGAAGUAGGGCUGUCAAAAUUAUCGCGUUAACGGGCGGUAAUUAACUUUAUGAAUUAAUCACGUUAAAAUAUUUGACGCAAUUAACGCACAUGGCCCGCUCAGACAGAUUUAAAUGGCAGUACAGCCACUUGCCCACUUGUUAAUUGUCUUUUAUGGAGUUUUGCCGCCCUCUGCUGGCGCUUGGGUGCGACUGAUUUUAUAGGCUUCAGCACCCAUGAGGAUUGUGUAAGUAAUUAUUGACAUCAACAAUGGCGGGCUACUAGUUUAUUUUUUGAUUGAAAUUUUUACAAAUUUUAUUAAAACGAAAACAUUAAGAGGGGUUUUAAUAUAAAAUUUCUAUAACUUGUACUAACAUUUAUCUUUAAACAACUACAAGUCUUUCUAUCCAUGGAUCGCUUUAACAGAAUGUUGAUAAUGUUAAUGCCAUCUUGUUGAUUUAUUGUUAUAAUAAACAAAUACAGUCCCUAUGUACCGUAUGUUGAAUGUAUAUAUCCAUCUUGUGUCUUAUCUUUCCAUUCCAACAAUAAUUUACAGAAAAAUAUGGCAUAUUUUAUAGAUGGUUUGAAUUGCGACUAAUUGCGAUUAAUUACGAUUAAUUAGUUUUUAAGAUGUAAUUAACGCGAUUCAAUUUUUUAAUCGUUUGACAGCCCUACUUUGAAGGCAACAUGCAUAUUAGGCCAAAACCGAUGUCGAUAUUAUCCGUUAUCAUUUUAAAAUGCAUUUAUCGGCCAAAAAUUAUCGGACAACUCUAGUUUUCAUUUUAUUCAUAGCACCACUUUCCCUGUGUCCUGCCUGAAGCAUAUCAUAAUAUGCCUUUUCAUUUAAGUUACUCAGCUUUUAUAUAUGCUGGAGCUACUGUAUUUAUAGUUUGUUUGCAAAUUUCUUGUUUUUUUUUUUUCACUGAAAAUGUAAAUGUGUAAAAAGUGUUUGUACAUGAAGGACUUUCCUGAAUUAAAAAGUGUAAUUUUGAGGUAUGAGGAGUAUGAUUUCAUGUUGUCCUGUCACCAGGGAUUGAAACAUCCCUCCUGUUUUAGUUCGUCACCCAGUACAUUCCAAAUGGGGAGGUGGCAACAGGUUGCAGUUGAUAUUUUACGACAGCUUGUGUUUUUUUUACUCACCCCAUUUGCUGCAAUUAGAUUAAUAGUUGCAUGUUUAGUGUGAAACAGAAGGCAAAGCCAAACAUUGGCAGACUGUUGUUGAAGUUAUCACCCCAUGCAUUUUAAACUGAAACAGCUGCUUGAAGAACUUUUGCAAGUCAACUAUUUAGCAGCUGUAGCAUCUGGAUAAAUGACCACAUGAGGAUUAUGUUAUGUUCGAACGGGAAUAAAUCGACCAACUAAGGGGAAAGUCCCCAAAUGUCUGCUAGAUGUGAGCGAGACGCCACUCAGUGGUUUUCUUAUAAUAGUAUGCUGAAAUGGGAUCUUGGUGGAGUUGCAAGACAUGCUGAAAGAGGUGUCAUAUAAUUUUCAAAAGAAAGUCCUUUUUUUUUUUUAAACUGAAGGGUUAAUGAACUUUAUUUGCAGUCAUCAUAUAUACAGUACAAGACACAUACAGUCUUUGUGUAACAGUAAUGUACAGUAUGUGGGUUACAGUUAGGGUUGCCAACUGUCCCUUGAAAAACGGAAUCGUACUGAGUUUGACAAUAAUAAAGGACAACGCUUCGCUGCUCAGCCUUCGCCGCGUACAGACGCACUCUGAAGCACUCUAGUAUUGAUGGACAAAAAUGUAUUUUGUGUGGAGUGUGAUCACUUCAUUCACGACUCCCUACACUGCUGCCCUGGCUGUGUUCACAGUCAACAGACUCCUUUAAGUCCAUCUGCAGGGAGCGUCCAAUUGGACGCUUAGUUACUAAACCCAGAUUGUUGACUGUUUUAUUUUAUAGUUUUGAUGUAUGUUCCUUGCCUGAAUGUGCGUCUUUAGUUGUAUGGGGAACGGGAAACUAACUGAUAAGCAUAUGCUUCAUCUCGUCCGCCUUUGUCGUCUUCUUCGGUUCCUUCGGGCAAAUCAUAUCACAUUUUGUAACUGUCAAUGAUUGUCAAAGAUACCGAUGAUGAUGACAAUAAAAUUCCAUUAAAAAAAAUUUUUUUUUUAAAAAGCGCGUCCCUGGAAAGCUCAACAAAGGACACAUACAGUGGGGCAAAUAAGUAUUUAGUCAACCACUAAUUCUGCAAGUUCUCCCACUUGAAAAUAUUACAGAGGCCUGUAAUUGUCAACAUGGGUAAACCUCAACCAUGAGAGAGAGUUUGAUUUUUAAGUAAUUUAUUUGCAAAUCGUGGUGGAAAAUAAGUAUUUGGUCAAUACCAAAAGUUCAUCUCAAUACUUUAUUAUGUACCCUUUGUUGGCAAUAACAGAGGCCAAACGUUUUCUGUAACUCAUCAAAAGCUUUUCACACACCGUUGCUGAUAUUUUGGGCUGUCGUUGGGCAACUGGGACUUUCAACUCCCUCCACAGAUUUUCUAUAGGGUUGAGAUCUAGAGACUGGCUAGGCCACUCCAGGCCCUUGAAAUGCUUCUUAUGAAGCCACUCCUUUGUUGCCCUGGCUGUGUGUUUGGGAUCAUUGUCAUGCUGAAAGACCCAGCCAUGUCUCAUCUUCAAUGCCCUUGCUGAUGGAAGGAGAUUUUCACUCAAAAUAUCUAGAUACAUGGCCCCAUUCAUUCUUUCCUUUACACCAGACAUGUCUAAAGUCCGGCCCGGGGGCCAAAUGCAGCCCGUGGUCAAAUUUCAUCCGGCCCCCAGCCUCUGUCAUAAAAUCAGUAACGUCUGGCCCGCACACAGACUUAAUAAAUUGGUCAGCUGUACUGCUACCAGCAUAUGAAGUAGCUUACACACUAAAUGCUGCUCCUCAUUUACCAACUAAAAGACAGCAGCACUCUAAGCAACAUUACCCCAUGUGACCCCUUACUUCCAAUUUUCUAAAAUGGCGACUAUCAACAACAAAAAGAAAGUUGAC